AUGAAUUGCCCCUUUUCCAAUGCAGGAAAAGCCUCUGCUCAAAUUGUUCCAGAGACAGACAUAACAGUCACCAAAGGAGAAACCCUCACAUUGACCUGCAAAGUCAACGAAGAAACAAUAAGCAUAAGGUGGAGAAAAGAUGGAGAAACAAUAACAGAAAGAGCAAUUAUAGAUACACGAUUAGAUGAAAAAAAGAGUAAGCUGGCUCUCACUGAAUUUGGGGAAGAGGACAAUGGCGAAUAUUCUUGUGAAGCACGUAACAAGCCAGGAACUGUGGCUCGCUCUGUUGUGACAGUAAAUGUCAAAGGAAAAGCCUCAGCUCUAGUUGUUACAGAGACAAGCACAGCACUCACCAAAGGAGAUGCCCUCAUAUUAACCUGCAAAGUCAACAAAGAAACAAUAAGUAUAAAGUGGAAAAAAGAUGGAGACCCAAUAACAGAAAGAGCAAUUAUAAAUACCCAAUUAGACGAGGGAAAGAGUAAACUGGCUCUUAUUAGUGUUGUGGAAGAGGACAGUGGUGAAUAUUCUUGUGAAGCACGUAACAAGCUAGGAACUGCGGCUCGCUCUGUUGUGACAGUAAAUAUCAAAGAGGCUCCCUCCAGCAGCUCGUCUUCCUCCAGCAGCUCACUGGAGUGGUACUACAUUGGGGGAGCUUUGGCUGCUGUCGUUUUUCUAGUGGCGCUCAUUUCAUACGUUACAAAACGUCGUGAGACAGCCCCACCUGAGGUACCACCCAGGCUGCAUUUGCUAAUUGCCUGGUAUUUCUGCAAGCUUCGAAGGGCAGCCCCACCUGAGGUGCCACCUAGGUUGAAUGAAGGGGAAGAUAAAGUUGAGAUGGAUCAGCUGAACUUAAACACAGAUGGAUGGGAGAUUGCAGUUGACCGCCUGAUCCUUCGCGAGCAUAUUGGCAGAGGGGCAUUUGGUUCAGUGUGGCGAGCGCUACUGGGUCGUUCCCGUGGUAGACCUGGAAAUCGUACAGUUGCUGCCAAGUGCUACUUACCAAUCUCCGGAGAGAAAGGAAGGAAGGCCCUGCUGAGAGAGAUCGAGUUAUUAAAACUCUUUGGAAGGGAGGGCCAUGAAAAUGUUGUUAAGUUCAUUGGUUGUGUUACAGUUGGAGCUCAACCAAUACUUAUCAUGGAGUACCUGUGGCGAGGUGACUUGCUGGGCUAUCUCAGAAAAUCCAGGGGUGUUUUCGACCAAUAUCAUCAUGGAGUCGGAAGGGUCGACCACUUGACAACGUAUGACAUGGUGCUGUUUGCUAAACAGAUCGCACAUGGUAUGACUUUCCUCGCGUCCAGAGGGAUAAUUCAUCGCGAUCUUGCAGCUCGUAACAUCCUUCUUGACGAGCAUCGUGUCUGCAAGUUGACUGACUUUGGGCUCUCUUAUCAGGAUUUCAAAUACGGCCCAGGAAAUGCCAAGAGGGGCUGUAUCCCAAUCAAAUGGACUGCACCCGAGAUUCUCUUUGGACAUGUGGAACAGCUGUCAACCAAAAGCGAUGUGUGGUCCUACGGCAUCGUCCUGUAUGAAAUCUUCACUGUCGGAGGCAUUCCUUACGAAGGAUGGUCUCAGUCCACGACAAUGAAAAAAAUCGAAGAAGGUUAUCGUCUGCCAAAGCCUGAACAUAUCGACGACAGUUUAUACGCGGUGAUGUUAAACUGCUGGAAAUACGAAAGCGCCAGCCGGCCACACUUUGUGAAGCUCUACCAAACAAUGGAUACGUAUAUUAAAACAAAGACAUAUGUAGAUAUCUUUGACGAUGACAAGUAUGAUCAGGAUAAGUACAACUUUGUCGAUGACCGUGGAGCUGUUGCAAACCCAGAAGAUGCAGGAGCGGACGAGCUAGGAGCAGCUGCAGCAAAUCCCAUUGGUGAAGUGGGUGAACACGGUGCUACGGCACAU
Pocillopora damicornis (cauliflower coral) is the source of this 1899-nucleotide messenger RNA. RefSeq lists its product as uncharacterized. Lineage: Eukaryota; Metazoa; Cnidaria; Anthozoa; Scleractinia; Pocilloporidae. Gene Ontology annotation, biological process: multicellular organism development; cell surface receptor protein tyrosine kinase signaling pathway; protein phosphorylation. Gene Ontology annotation, cellular component: signaling receptor complex; plasma membrane. Gene Ontology annotation, molecular function: ATP binding; transmembrane receptor protein tyrosine kinase activity. The record is from RefSeq and is a predicted model, not a curated record.